This is a messenger RNA of Heterotrigona itama, 2178 nucleotides long. The record is from the annotation of a GenBank genome assembly. NCBI's taxonomy places the organism in Eukaryota, Metazoa, Arthropoda, Insecta, Hymenoptera, Apidae.
AUGGACCAGGUCCCCAGGAAGUGGGGACCUGGAUUAAAAGCAAACGAGGACAACGUCUCCGUGACAGAACUAUCUCGGACCUUCAAGAGUGGAGGUCGACGCGCGGUUCAGCUUGGUUGGUUCACGUUGGUUACUCAGUGGUUUCCUAACGGGUUCCUGGUUUCCCUUCGAUCCUACGGUCGUUUGUUGGCUACAAAGUCGAAAGUCGCCACCAGGACUGGAAGAUUUGGAAGACCUACGAAGACGAUGGCGGCGAAAGGAGCGAUUUGCCUGCUCCUGCUGGCAUUGACCUUGAGAGGCUCGCAGUGCAGCACAAGAUACUUCGCAAAGGCAAAGGCAGACACGUCCGAGCUGUUCAAGACGAAGGGGGAAAGCUUUAGGGUACUCGACGAACCAAUCGCGGCUACACCAAGUCCAUUACAUCGUGAAGCAAAGUUUGCCUUUCAGAACAAUAACCAAAGGAUGAUCAAGGACUUCCCGAGAAGCGAGGACGAUUCGAAGAACGGGUUCGAAACGUCCACGUUCAAUCCAGACGUGCUGAACAAGUUUCUGGAGGAAUAUGCGAAUAAGAUUAAGAGCAGCACGGAAAAGUAUCAAAGAUAUCCGUUCAGGAUCAUCAAGCCUACAGAAGCUCUAGCUCUUGAGGUGGAAGAUCAGACUAGCACUCAGUCGACUAGUGUUAAUUAUGAUGAGAAUACCAAAUACGAAGAGGAUACGAUUAAUUCUACGUCCACUGAAGAUGGGUUAAGUUCAACAUUAAACGACACUCUGAAGAGAAAUAAAUAUUAUGGGGCAAAUUCGUACGAAGAUAGAAACGGCUGGGUUACUUUGGAGGCAAUACCAUGGUCUAAGAGCAAAAUUUCUAAAUGGCAAGCGACUCCAAAUACCCAACGUCCAUGGCUGGAAAUGAAACCAUGGGACAAACCGAGCAUUGGAAAACCUUGGGCCGCAGAUUACUCUGUCAGACCAAUCUACGAGAACAAUAAGCCAUGGUAUAUGGAUAAACCAAAACCAACCUGGCCAGAGAACACAAACGAGAAACCAUGGCAGAAGCCCACAGUUCGUCCUGCUUACUACACAGAAAAACCUGAAGAGACUCAGGCUCAAAAGUGGCCUCCGGAAAGACCAUCUUGGAACAAAUACUCAGAUCGUCCCAACAGCGACAUAAUCACCGACAAUCGUCCAGCCAAUUUCCCAAAUACCUGGAACAGACCUCAACCAACAAAACCAAAUAGAUACACCGAUAAAAAUCAAGCAGAAGAGAACAACGACUGGCACAAUUUCCCGACGAGAUUCGACGAUCGUCUACGACCUUCUACAGAGAGACCAGGAUUUUCUCAGUAUCAGUACGUGGACAAUCAUCCACAAAGUUAUCCUGGAAACGGCGAUGGCCAAUGGGUACUACUGUCCACGAAUAGAGGCUACUCCAAGACCAGGCAAAGGUCGAUGAAGAUAGAUACGAUAGGUCAAGUAGAAAACGUGACUAAGAGCGUGGGUAGGAAAGAGGAACCUGAUCCAGCAAUCGCCGUGAUGACAUCGAAAAGACAGGUCAGGUUGACGGUGUUACCGUCGAUCAACGGCACAAACACGACAACAUCACACGGAGGUCUUCUGGAAGUGGAGAAAACCUUCAAGAGCGUAGACCAGAGCCGAAAGGAAUACGAAAUGGAGAAACAAACGUUACCAACAAUUCUGAAGAAAAGACCCAUCAGGAAUACGUUAGGAAACCAAGCAUCUAGCUCUGCUGUCUUAGCUGCUGUCGGUGCUGGGAUAUUACCGGCAACAAUGGCGAUGAUGAUACCAAUGUUUCUCGGCCGUCGAAAGAGGGACUUGAUGACUUCCGGAUUGAGACUCCUCGAUCAAGAUGGCUCAGUGACGAGUAUUCGUGAUCUCAAUCCCACGAGCCAGCGCCGAGUCCGUGAAACAAGACUACGAUAGAGAAACUAAUCUAGGGAAAUGAAGUCUCUAAUAAUUCGUGGGAAUAGAGAAAACAAUAACGGGUGCAAAUUAAAGAAUUUAGAAAGAGAAAGAAUUUAGAGAAAGACAAAGAAAAAUAGGAUGAACUUCUGGUAGAAAAUAUAAGGAAUAAAAUAAGAAAUAUAAAAAAUAAGGUAAAAUAAAAUAAAAUAAAAUAUAAGAAAUUAAAUUAACAUGUUAGAUUUUAAAAAGGAAGAUUGA